Molecule: messenger RNA, 2601 nt
Organism: Dunckerocampus dactyliophorus (ringed pipefish)
Lineage: Eukaryota; Metazoa; Chordata; Actinopteri; Syngnathiformes; Syngnathidae
Gene: rras2
Product: RAS related 2
Exons: 6
Coding region: 258-866 (202 amino acids)
Biological process (GO): signal transduction
Cellular component (GO): plasma membrane
Molecular function (GO): GDP binding; GTPase activity; GTP binding
Source: RefSeq, a predicted model, not a curated record
CGGAUGUCUUCUGGCUGCACACAUCUUGUUGAGCGUCGCAGCAGUGUUGUCGAACCUCAUACACGGUGAGGCGUAUGGACCGGCGCCCGUAAGCUACCUCCUGGACUCCUCUCUGCUCCUCCUUCUCAACCGACGAGCCCAAUUUAGGCACCUUUCCGGGCCCUCGCUCCAGUGCGCAGGGAAGAGGAGAAAAGUGGGGCUUGGUGCGGCUCUGUGGUGAAGGCGGCGGCGGCGGCGGCGGCGGCGAAGUGUCCUCGAUGGCAGGCUGGAAGGACGGCUCGGUCCAGGAGAAGUAUCGGCUGGUUGUUGUCGGAGGCGGCGGUGUCGGCAAAUCGGCCUUGACGAUCCAGUUUAUUCAGUCCUACUUUGUCACCGACUAUGACCCCACGAUUGAGGACUCCUACACCAAACAGUGUGUGAUUGACGAAAGGGCAGCCAGGCUGGACAUUCUAGACACGGCUGGGCAGGAAGAGUUUGGAGCCAUGAGAGAACAAUACAUGAGGACAGGGGAGGGCUUCCUGCUCGUCUUUUCAGUCACUGACAGAGGAAGCUUUGAAGAAAUCUACAAAUUCCAAAGGCAAAUCCUGCGAGUCAAAGACAGAGAUGAAUUCCCCAUGAUUCUUGUAGGAAACAAAGCAGAUCUGGAACUACAGAGACAAGUAACCCAAGAAGAGGGCCAACAGCUGGCCAGACAACUGAAGGUCACAUACAUGGAGGCUUCAGCCAAAAUCCGUAUGAACGUUGACCAGGCUUUCCAUGAACUAGUUAGAGUAAUCAGAAAGUUCCAAGAGCAGGAAUGUCCACCGUCGCCAGAGCCGACAAGAAAAGAGAAGGACAAGAGCGGUUGCCAUUGCGUGAUCGUCUGAGUCGGCCUUAUCACUGUAACUCAUGCAGCUGCUCUCUGUCUGUUGCCCCGCCCACUCUGCCUAACAUCGCAUCCCAAAGUGGAUGACUGACCGCUGCCUUCUCCACGUGCAUGACUCCAGACAGCUCCACCCCUGGGAUACUCGGACCAGGGGUGGCUGUCCCCAGGACAUCACUAUGGACAACUGACAAUGCCAAAAUUUGAACACCACUCUACCUUCAGCCAUAGUCCUUUUCACACGAGAAAGUCCCGACACUUAACAUUGCCUUCUAAAUCAGCCUGACCAAUUCAUGUUUUGUACUCUGGAGGACUUCUCUUGCCUUGUAGUGAUUUGUACUUGCUGCCGAGAUUGAAUGAAACAAAAAAAAGUGUCCCGAAUGUUAACAAGUGCAACGGAGAGAUUUAUCUUAUGAAGCUUUGUGUAUGUUGUGCCAUCUUUUCUCCCAUGUGCUAAUCUGCUACUGUACAUAUGUGACAUUUUGUUGUGAUUUUUAAAGUGUAUUUCUAAUGACGAUUAAGGUUGACUAUUGAGGUUGGUUUUGCAUAUAUGAAAGUGACUAUAUAAUGAUGUAUAUAAGUGAUGCUUAGACAAGCCCUUAAAGCUACAAUGAUAGACAUUUUAGAUUCUUUGCGUUAUUUUGUGGCUUCUGCUUCCAUCUUAACUGCCAAAUACAGAAUGUCUGCAGUGUGCUGUCGUAUGUCUUUAAAGUCUUAUAGAUUGUCGGAUUCAUAUACAGCAUUACCAUCGAUAUUUCUUCUUCGAUGUCGACGGUCCAACAUUUUAGUUCUUGGGGUUCAGUUUAGUUAUUAGAAUAACACAAGCAACGGAAGUUAAUUUAUUGUGUAUCCCUAAAUAACAUUUUUGAUCUUGAUUUUUCUGUUGAAUAAAACAGUGGAAAUAGUAAAAUGCGCACUGUAUAACAUAGUGGGGGUGAUUUCUUUGGGGCGGGGGGCUCAUGCACACAGUGGACCUGCCACCUCUGGCGUCACGAUCAGUACACACAAACACAGCAAAUUCUCCUCUGCCUUCUUGCAACUGUAGUCUGUCUUUCAUAUCAUCCUCUUGUCACUUAAAGAACAAGAAAAUCACAUGAUGGUAGUAGGUGGACUUGAUUAAAUGUUUCUACUCUACUUUUAUACGUUAUUUUCUUAUCAAACUAGCUGGCAAGUAUUUUUUUAUAUGUUUAUAAGUGAAUAUAUGUAAAGAGGAAUAUUUAAUUAUCUUGGUUGUUUAAAGAGAAUGUUGCCCCGGUCUGAGCAAAAUUGGAUUCUUCAUGCAGAUGUGAUGCUUUUGUAGAUUAGAAAUGGAGAUCAUAUUCAUCGUCUUCUCAGAGGGUAAAAUGUCAAGUCAGGUAGGAAGGGGUUUAGCAUUGACACGCAUUGGAGCUUUAAUGAUCUGCCAAAUUGACAAUUCUAUACCCAUACCCAGUAUCCCAAUGCUGAUGUACAUCAUAUUGAUUUCGAUUUUUCCUUCCAUAGCAAUGUCUUUUGGCCUGUGUUGAGCUUUUUUUUGGUGCUGAAAUAAAAUCUGUCAUUGAGCCAGAUGGGGUAUCCUUUAUUAAUAAAAUAUGGUACGUACAUCAAACAUUCUGUCAAUAUAAUUUAUAGCUGCGGUAUAUUAGGCAUCCCAUCAUUAUUCACGUCAUGCAUUAAACCAAGCAACAGACAUAAAUAUCAGAUUCCUCAGUUAUUUUCUUCAGAAUACAUGUAAGAUGCAGAAAGAGUUUUUUCACACU